This is a messenger RNA of Hippocampus comes (tiger tail seahorse), 3192 nucleotides long. RefSeq names its product G protein-coupled receptor 108 (gene gpr108). The transcript is spliced from 18 exons. Gene Ontology annotation, biological process: transport. The record is from RefSeq and is a predicted model, not a curated record. Bases 501 to 2204 code for a protein of 567 amino acids. Gene Ontology annotation, cellular component: Golgi apparatus; membrane. NCBI's taxonomy places the organism in Eukaryota, Metazoa, Chordata, Actinopteri, Syngnathiformes, Syngnathidae.
GCCGGAAGUUGCUGUCGUCAACACUGCGAGUCACAUGACAAAUACUGGUCCGACUGGAUCAAAUUCCUUCGUUUCAAGUAGAAAAACCAAUCGUCUCUCAGGAAAGAAAAAACGUGUAUUAAAUACACAGUCGACAAUUUAACAGCACAGUUUUGUUUUGUCGCUUCGUCGUGUCAAACGUGACGAGAACUGAUGACGUCGCCGCCCGUUUCUUGUUGAAUGUUUGGCAUAGUGAGUCAAACACCAGGAAGCAAGAUGAGCUAAUUGCUAAAUGCUAGCAGCCGUACGUUGCCGUUGCUUUGUCGACGCGAUGAAAGCACAGCAAAUCAGUCCAUAGGUGCUUGUUUGACAACACGAAGCGAUUCGAUUCUAAUUUCGACAGCAACCAUCGGUCUACAUUGCCCCGGGUGUGUUGUUGUGAGACCGCUAGCAACCGGGGGGCUGCCAGCCGCUCCGUCCAUCGUUUUUGCUCGUAGCGUCGCUCCUCUUUCUGCGGAAAUAUGGCCGGAGCGCACCGAGCUGGUGUCGUGGCUGCAUUACUACUCGUCUUUCUUCUGGACGGUAGUAAGGCAAGAAUACACAAACUCACCCUGAAGAAUGAAACUCGUUUUUUCGUCCACCUCAACACUUUUGGCUUUUAUGCUAACGGCACUCUGGAUGUGAACCUCCACUCGCUGCGCCUCCCGCAGCAGCUGGUCAACUACAGCGCGUACCCGGUCGGGUUCAGCUUCUCCAGGGCCCAUGUUAGUGGAGUUUUGUCGUACACGGCUGAAGAGACGGAGUCGUGCCCUCUCACACUCACGAAAGUAACCAACAAUGAACCCCUCAUCCUCUUUCUCAUUGACAUCGGCAGUCUCAGUGUCAAAGUGCGUGUCCUCGGAGAUCAGGACAACGUCUUGACCGGCAAACUGAAGGCCAAUGUGCAGACCAAAGAGAAAGGUCAGCGGUCCAGCCGAGAGGCUCCUGCUGGGACUCCAGCUAAGCCGGCGGAGCAGACGAAAGCCGGUGAUAAGAUAUCUGAGAAAACAGCAGGUGAGGCGAAGGUGCAAACAAAUGCAGAGCCCGUCAAUCAGAUGAAGGAAGAUCAGACGGCGGAAAAGACGGCAACUGAAUUCCAGUUGGCGUCCACCAAACAGCUGACGCUAGCUUUGGAGAAAGUUAAUGACACGUACGCCUUCAACUUUCACCUCCUUUUGGGCCUGCUGGCCGAAGGCCUGUACAACUUAAACUUCUACUACUGCCAGAACAUGGCUCCCGGCAUCAACCGGCCGUACUCCUUCACCCUGGAGAUGACAGAGAAGAACCCCGGAGGCUUCUUGUCGGCGGCCGAAAUCCCGCUCUCGCGCCUCUACAUCGGCAUGGCCGGAGUCUUCUUCGCCGCCGCCAUGGCGUGGGUGUACACGCUGAUGAAGCACAGGUACAGCGUGUUUAAGAUCCACUGGCUGAUGGCGGCGCUGGCCUUCACCAAGUCCACCUCACUAGUUUUCCACAGCAUCAACUAUCACUUCAUCAACACAGAGGGGCACCCCAUCGAAGGCUGGGCCGUCAUGUAUUACAUCACUCACCUGCUCAAGGGGGCGCUGCUGUUCAUCACGCUGGCCCUGAUCGGCACCGGCUGGGCUUUUGUCAAGUACAUCCUGUCUGAUAAGGAGAAGAAAAUCUUCAUGAUUGUCAUCCCGCUGCAGUGCCUGGCCAACGUGGCCUACAUCAUCAUCGAGUCCACAGAGGAAGGCUCCAGCGAGUACCCGCUGUGGAAGGAGAUCCUCUUCCUGGUCGACCUCAUCUGCUGCGGCGCCAUCCUGUUCCCUGUCGUCUGGUCCAUCCGUCACCUCCAAGAGGCCUCGAGCACGGACGGAAAAGCCGCCAUGAAUUUGGAAAAGCUCAAGCUCUUCCGUCACUACUACGUCAUGAUUGUUUGUUACAUCUACUUCACCCGCAUCAUCGCCAUCCUGCUCAAGGUCACCAUGCCCUUCCAGUGGCAGUGGUGCUACGAGUUCCUGGUGGAGGUAUCCACUCUGGUCUUCUUCGUGAUGACGGGCUACAAAUUCCGGCCCGCCUCCAACAAUCCUUACCUCCAGUUGCCCCAGGACGAAGAAGACGAGGAGAUGGAUGAAAUCGUGACGGAGUCGGGCGCCCUGGAGGGCAUUUCCAAAGUCAAGAAGACGUCGAACGGACGCGAGCGGCAGAAGGAGGCCACCUUGUGAGCGGGUGGGAGGGGGUGCAGGGCUUUCAUUUGGGGAGGAGUGUCACCUGACCAGUGGCACGCACACACAUGGACCGAGGCUUCUUCACCAACCACUGCCACGGGCUCCCCUUUUUCAGAUGCUCCUUCCCACUGCCUGGCUAUGCAAACAGACUUUUUUGUGUAUUUGGACAAACACAAACGGACGGACGAACGAGAGGCCUGACCUCGCUCUUUCUCCAAAGACCAUUUUAGCUUUUCGGAUGUGUGUGUGUUGUUUUCUCUUUAACAUGGUACUUGUGCAUCAGCCUUCCUCUCUAGUGCGUGUGCAGGUCCUGAGAACACAGGAAGCCCCAACCCCACCCCUCGCUCACAUGCUCAGGUCCCCCGCCCACCCACCCACCCUUUAUUUCUUUUUUUAUUUUGGCCAAUUGCAACAUGUUCAGUUUUGGACAUGUUUGAGGUUGUAUAUUUCAGUAGAUUUGCUCAUUGGUCUGGUUCGGCAUUCUGUUCUCAAGGUGAGCCCAAUUUUUGAUCACACAACCAACAGCAUUUUCGUUGUUGGUCUCCCACCCCUGACCCCUCUCAAUUUGGUGCCACUCUGAAAAAUGACCAUAUUGCUUUUGUCUGCUUUUGUUUUUUGUUUUUUUUAGCCUGCUAUUCUGGAUAUGAUGCCUAUUUUACUAAGUAUUGACAAUUUCUUGGAAAGGAAAAGUGUGUAGUGAGUGUAAAUAAUGAGACACACAGAGCCCUCGCAACCGUUUCAGGAAAAGAAAAAAAAACUUGCGUGUUCUUUCAGUGACUUUGAAAUAGUGAAAGUGCACUUCAGGACGACCGACGUGACCCCGCACACGCUCCAGUGCACACUUGUUUGCUUUGUGUGAGGACUCUAUUGAUGGUAAAAUAUUAAUAAACUUUACUGAAGUUUUAUUUUUUUCUUUCCUUCCCCUCCCAAACUGUUACCUGUCAUAAUAAAGAUGGUGUUCUGGACAUGUCACCUCUCAACUUGU